CUCCUCCUCCUCCUCCUCCUCCUGCGGUCUGUUCCUCCUCGUUGCUGCUGCUGUCGUUAACGCCGCACACACUUUAGCAAGAUGAGCGGAUCAGACGCCAAAAAGGGCUCUUCCACCGGGGUGGUGGAGUGGAUCAGUUCGGCCUGUCGGUUUGCGACAGACAGAAACGACUUCAGAAGGAAUCUUCUGGUCAACCUGGGCUUGUUUGCAGCUGGUGUUUGGGUUGCAAGAAAUCUCUCAGAUUUUGACCUGAUGUCUCCUCAGCCUGUGACAUAACCUGGUCAAAAUACGGCCACCGCCAAAGCCAGGAUGAUGGUGUCUUGGACCAACAAAGAAAAAACAAGGGACAUGAAUUUUGGGUCAUAACACAUUUAUGACUUGUUACACUUUGAAAAUGAAUCAUCUUGUUGACCUGAAUUAUCUUCACUUUUCUGUAGAAUAACUUGUUUCAUGUCAGUAGGUGGCCUGAAGAGAAAUAAUUACAUUCAUUCA
Molecule: messenger RNA, 492 nt
Organism: Dicentrarchus labrax (European seabass)
Lineage: Eukaryota; Metazoa; Chordata; Actinopteri; Moronidae
Gene: tomm6
Product: translocase of outer mitochondrial membrane 6 homolog (yeast)
Exons: 3
Coding region: 82-276 (64 amino acids)
Cellular component (GO): mitochondrial outer membrane translocase complex
Source: RefSeq, a predicted model, not a curated record